AAGAAGGUCGCAGUUUCGUUUUCUUCCGAGAGGAACCCUAAUUUCACAUACUCAAUAAUUUUGUUUCGGCGCCAGCUCCCUAAAUAGGAGCCGAAAUGGAGAGGUUGAUCAAGGGCGAUUCCGUAUCGACGAGGAGGAAGAGGAAGACAACGAGUAUGAUGGAGGAGAAGAAGAAACAGAAGAAGAAGCUCACAUCAUCGUCGUCACUUCCCUAUGAUUUGCUAGUGAUGAUCGUGGCACGCGUUCCAAGAUCGUACUAUCGGACUUUGUCACUAGUCUCCAAGAGCUUCCGAUCUAUGGUGGUUUCACCUGAGCUUUACAAGGUUAGGUCACUCUUGGGCCUCACGGAGACUUGUCUCUAUGUUUGCUUGAGGUUCGGGUUUAGUUCUUAUAAGUGGUACACCCUCUCCAAGAAGAGUAGUGGCGGCUACGUUUUGGCUAGAGUCUUAAUGCUCGAUGAUGAUUCUCCUCGUAUGUUGGGUUUGUAUUAUUCAGAUCUUGUGGCGGUUGGUUCUGAUAUCUACAACAUUGGCGUAGCAGAUAAAAAUAAAACCAUGCCCACCUCUGGGGUCUCGAUUCUUGAUUGCAAGACUCACAGGUGGCGUAAGUCUCCUCCACGCAUGCCAGUGGAGCUAACUGAACUUUCUGCCAGGUUCCUUGAUCGCAAGAUAUAUGUACUCGGACGACGCUUCCAUCAAGAUGAUGGUUCCUGGAAGAGCUCCUUCGAGGUAUUCAACACAAACACCCAAACUUGGGAUCUCCCUUCCUGUGGUGGUUUUGAUAGCGCCAGAUUCAAUUAUCUUAUUGACGGAAAGCUCCACGUGGUGACUUUAUUCGAUGGCGUGUUUGCUUUCGAUUCAAAGCAAUGUAGAUGGGACCUGCUUGAACAAUAUCCAAGCACGGGGAUUAUGUGCCCAGGUUCUUUCUGCGAGGUUGAUAAUGUUCUCUACUCUGUUUCUGAAGACGGAGCUCUGACAUGGUAUGACUCCGACCAGACAAGCUGGAGAGAUUUGAACGGUUUGGUAGCCCUACCUAAGUUGCCUAGUCCUCUUGAUGGUUAUGGUUCUUAUGUUAAACUGGCGGGUUACGGUGGUGGAAAGAUGGUGGUUUUCUGGAAUUGCAAUUUCAGUACUCACCGCCUGUUUCAAAGGGAUACCAUGUAUUGUGCCGAGAUAGCCCUUGAAAGACGCAAUGGAGAUUGUUGGGGCAAACUUGAGUGGUUUGAUACUAUGCUCACAGUCCCUGUGGGAACCAAGUUUGUUAAGGUUCUUGCUGUAACUCUUUGAAUGAUGAUGAUGAUGAAUGUGGUGGUGUCUUUCUUUAACCCUUUAUUUUGUUUUGGAAUGGCUUUUUCAAAAUUCUAAUUAAGUCUCUCUGCUCCUUGUUCUCUUUUACAUC
This is a messenger RNA of Brassica oleracea var. oleracea, 1398 nucleotides long. Its product is annotated as F-box/kelch-repeat protein At5g51250-like. The record is from RefSeq and is a predicted model, not a curated record. The transcript has a single exon. Gene Ontology annotation, molecular function: protein binding. Bases 96 to 1286 code for a protein of 396 amino acids. Lineage: Eukaryota; Viridiplantae; Streptophyta; Magnoliopsida; Brassicales; Brassicaceae.